AUGGCUGAGGAGAACCACCUGCGUCAUAUCUUGCAGACCAGCUCAGUUCAUCUACCUGAGUUCAACCCGUACCAACUUAACCCUGCUCUGGACCACACUCCCGAGUUCCAGCGACAUACUUGCAAAGACUGUAAAACACUGAUUUUGGAGCUCCUUGAACACCCAGCAAGCGGCUCUCCAGGUGAAUACACGAUUUUUGAAAAUCACCGUGAUGGGCUUCUGUCUACGCUAGGACAUGGUUCGGCCAGUUGCCGUAUAUGCGCUAUUAUUUUCAAUCAGAUCAUAUGCGAUCGCGCUGCCGUCCAGCACGAAUUCACUCAUUAUCAGCUUGCUUUGUCGCUCAAGAAAAACAGCUUCUGUGUCAGGCUUACAAAUGAUCCCGGAGCGGCUGGCACAGACGGGGAAGACACUGACGAGGAAAACAUCUAUGGCGAAUUUGCCCUUUAUAGCAGCGAAUUACCGAAAGAGUUUUCUUGGUUAGAUUAUGGAAUUGUCUAUACACCCAUGUGGAACGAACUGUAUGUUAGUCGUCAGCCGUAUCUUGCGUCGCGAGAUUAUCCCUGGCAGGAAAAAGCAAUCGACAAAAUCAAGGCCUGGAUAAGUGACUGUGAAACGGAACAUGAACACUGUCCCCAACGGCACUCCACCGCGCUGCCUAAACGGGCCCUCAAGAUUAAAAACGAUGACGUUUUUCUCUAUAUUUCCCAGAAAGAAGAUGUGCAAACUGAAGAUAAACGCUAUGUCGCUCUGAGCUACCGAUGGGGGAACGAUCUUCCCUUGAGACUGACCAGGGACACGAUGGACGACUUCAUUAGAGGACGCCCCAUCUCAGAGCUGCCUGAGACUCUCCGGGAUGCAGUACGCAUCGCUCGCAAUCUGGGCUUUGAAUUUAUCUGGAUUGACGCCCUCUGCAUCAUUCAGGAUGACGAAACUGAUUGGGUGGAACAGUCAGCCCUAAUGGCGGAUAUUUACCGAUGUAGUAGCCUCAACUUGUGCGCGGCGGAUUCAGCAGGUUGUGGCUCAGGAAUGGUAGAAAUGGCGGCGCCACACUUGAUGGAAAUUGCUGCUUCAGCGACCCAAUCUCCAGACACGGGCUUCAGAGAAUCAGUGGUUCUUGUAGGAGGUCCCACCUCCAACGCCGUUGUCGACGUCAGUGGAUGUGGGCUUCGGUCCAGGGGAUGGGUCUUCCAGGAGGGCCUCUGCUCCCCUCGUGGCCUCUAUGUUAGCCGUCGGCACGGCUUGUGGUGGGAUUGCGGAACGCUGAUUGAAGCGAUUGACACGAGUGAAUCGAUACGGACCGGUGAGACCGAUCAUGCAUUCGACCCACGCACCGAAAGGCGGUCUUUUUGGUCUCUUACGGAGUAUGACUCUGAGGAGAUCCGAGACUUCUCCUUCACCUGGUAUGACUGGAUAGUGGAAUUUACAUCGACAGACCUCACGCGAGAAACAGAUCGGCUCCCCGCGGUAGCUGGCCUGGCCUCUUAUGUCGCCUCGCGGUCAAGAAUGAAGUACAAAGCCGGAUUGUGGCAGGAGGAUAUUCCAUGCGGAUUGAUGUGGCGUGGAAGCGGUCCGGGCCAUGCCAAGCGACUACCAGGAGGUGCUCCUACCUGGAGCUGGGCUUCGAUCACGGGGCCAAUCUACUACGAUAACUUCUUUACCAUGGGUGUCGACAACCGCGGGGAGAUUCGCCGUUGUGCCGAGUUGGACCUUGAGAUCACGGACACGAUCGUCGAGGAAGAGCAGGCAGACUCAUUUGGGAAUGUCCGACGUGGAGAGAUUAAGGCCUCUGGAGUUUUGAAGCACGCAGCGACGAUGCUGCUGAGAGAACGAUGGGAGGCAAUAUGGGGAUUCGAUAUACAGCCUGCAGAACCAGAAACAGAUGUCCUCGAACGCUGCCAAGUACUCCGGCUCGCGAGAGCCUACCGAAAUAAGCAGGGUGUCCGCCCAGUUGUCUAUUUUCUGAUCAUCAGGGGUACAGGUCGGCGCGAAAAUGAAUACCAGCGAGUCGGCCAAGGACGUAUCAUACUAGCAUACGACCAGCCCUCGGAUUUUCGCUUUGAAUCUAUUAGGGGGAGGGAGCAGCUCAAGCGAAAGCAAGAGCGAAGGCAAAGGCAAAAGCUAAGCCUUCCAGAGGAGAAUAUGUGGGGGGAGACUGAGAAAGUUGCAAUGACUCUUGUUUAA
Messenger RNA from Fusarium verticillioides 7600, 2181 nucleotides. RefSeq lists its product as hypothetical. Lineage: Eukaryota; Fungi; Ascomycota; Sordariomycetes; Hypocreales; Nectriaceae. The transcript has a single exon. The record is from RefSeq and is a predicted model, not a curated record. Bases 1 to 2181 code for a protein of 726 amino acids.